CAGCCUGGACAUCGCUCUGUGUACGGCCGGUGAGGACCGGAGAGGGAUCGGCCGAUGGAAUAUGAGCGACCGGAGCCCCGACCCCAGCUCUGCUCCUCACCGGCUCCCUGUAUGGCAGUGACUGCUCCAUGCCAUCCUCCAGGAUGACACGAGAUCGGAGGCGUCAUGGUGGUCCUGAGCAUCGUCCUCCUCCCCCCAAGAAAGCACCAUCCCCUCCUCCUACUGGCCGGGCGUGGAGCAACGUUGUGCUGGUUGCCAUCUUGUCCUCUCUCAUUGGGAUUUGUGCCUUUGGAUACAGUGGUUACGUAAAGUGGAGUCUGGCCAUGAGGGUGGUGACCCUGCACCCCUCGCCCACCAUCCUGACGCCCAACAGUAGCUCCCCCGCCAUUUCCCCUGAAUUGUUCUGGGGCUCGUACAGACCACAGGUCUACCUGGGUAUGAAGACGCGGAGUCCACGAUCUGUGGUCACAGGGCUGAUGUGGCUCUCGCAGUCAGGAUCCCCAUCUCUCCGUCACACUUGUGAACAGGGCGAUGGUCUGGCGCGGUACGGCUGGCUGAUGCACGAUGGGGUGAACUUUGGUGUACAGGAAAUUAAGGACAAGGCCUUCACCUUGAGGACGGAGUUUGUGAAGAGACCUGGAGGAAGCCAUGGAGGAGACUGGAGCUGGAGGAUCAUGGGGACCCCAGAUGAUCCGUCUUCCUCAUCACAGCUGGUAUCCAUCAUGUUCUAUGUGGCCACAGAUGGUCAGGGCUCACUGACCCCUCGUAUGGAUGGCAGAGAUCACCUGGACUCGGUAACAGGAACAUCGGAGGAACUUGGGAGGUUUACCAUCCGAUUUCCCAAACCAGAAGGAGGCAGUGGUGGACAUAUAAGCUAUAACCACCUGGUAACCUCUUGCCCUGGACUUCACCACAUCACAGAUGUAGUGCGGAGUAGUAUGAGGGACCGCUUUAACCACCCCGCAGCCGGUAGCAGUGGCAAGCGACGUUACUUCGGCCUCGAUACCUAUCAUCCCCCAUCCCAACCUGGCUCGGACCACUCGCACGUCAUAUUUCACCAGGUCACCAUGUAUCUUCCUGGUCAGAUUGAGAUCCUGUUUGAGUCGGACAGCUUCACGCAGCGGCCGGGACCACUUUCUGGCGCUGCUUUCACUGCUGAGUUGGAGACGCACAAGAAAAAUAUGGAGGAACGUUUCCGGGAAAAGUUCCAUCUGGAGGAGAAAGGCUUCAUACUGGAGCAGGUGUCCUUCGCUCAAGCUGCUUUGUCGAACAUGCUGGGGGGUAUGGGCUAUUUCUAUGGCAGCUCCUUAGUCCGGUCGCGGUACAAUCUAGAACCAGUCUCUUAUCCUCCAGCCCCUCUGUAUACUGCUGUCCCGUCCCGUUCAUUCUUUCCCAGAGGCUUCCUGUGGGACGAGGGUUUCCAUUUGUUACUUGUUGCUCGCUGGAACCCCACAUUGGCCUGGCAAUCCCUGGCGCACUGGCUGGACUUGAUGAACGCAGACGGUUGGAUUCCUCGUGAGCAGAUUCUGGGACCUGAGGCUCGCAGUAAAGUGCCGGCUGAGUUUAUAGUUCAAUGGGAUGAGAAUGCCAACCCUCCCACUUUGUUCCUGACCCUACGGCAGCUGCUGGCAUCUGGGACAGUGUCACCACAGGGGCUGCAGUUUCUUCGCAGAGCCUUCCCCCGUUUACAGACCUGGUACGACUGGUUCAAUGGCACUCAGGCUGGGUCUCUCCCAUAUACUUACCGCUGGCGUGGAAGGGACCGGGACACAUUGCGUUUCCUGAACCCCAAGACUCUGACAUCUGGCUUGGAUGACUAUCCUCGAGCAUCGCACCCAUCUGAUGAUGAACGUCAUGUGGACCUGCGGUGCUGGAUGGCUUUGGCAUCUGAAGUCAUGGCCACCAUUAGUAAGUUACUUGGAGAGGACGGACAGCGGUAUAAGGAGUCUCACAUGGCGCUGACAGACAACACUUUAUUGGACAAGCUCCAUUGGUCUGAGAGGCUUGGAGCAUAUGCGGAUUAUGGUAACCACACACAGAACGUAGCGCUGGAAUGGGAGCGACCUCGGCUGGUUCCUGGACAAGAUCCCCGCAGUGUCCCACCCCCAAGAUUAAUCAGAGUUGUGAGAAAACCCCCAAAAUUGCAGUUUGUGAGUGCCCUUGGAUAUGUCUCCUUGUUCCCCUUCGUUCUACAGGUAUUAUCUCCAGACUCCCCCAAGCUGGGGCGCCUAAUGGAUCACGUGAGAGAUGCAGACAGGUUGUGGACUCCGUAUGGUAUUCGAUCUCUGUCGAAGAGCAGUCCUUUGUUUAUGCAGCGUAACACAGAGCAUGACCCCCCAUACUGGAGGGGCCCUAUAUGGAUUAAUCUUAACUAUCUUUUGGUCAGAGCCUUGCACAGGUACAGUCAGAUGGAUGGACCAUAUCGAGAGCGCGCAGUAGGCUUGUACCGGGAGCUCCGCAUCAACCUUAUCUCCAAUCUGUACAGGCAGUACAAAGAGAGUGGCUUCUUGUGGGAACAGUAUAAUGACCAGACAGGUCGAGGACAAGGCUCUCACCCAUUUACAGGCUGGACUUCACUGAUUGUGCUGGUGAUGGCUGAGGAAUAUUGAAGAAAAACAAUUGAUGUGAGGCCCUGUGCACAGAGCCACCAGUAUCGGAGAAGUCUUCUCGAAGGAGCAGUGCUCCCUUCAUGUACCAUGAUGCUUGACAUGUGGCAUCUCUGAAUCAUUUAGAUUCCAUUGGUGCCCUAUAGCGUCUCUGGAAUAGAGCCAUGUGCAUGAGGCCUUACUGGGGGAGGGAGUGGGGGCAGGCAUAGGUGCAGCCGUCUUGGGUUGUGGAAAUAAAGCCAGAAGAACUAGGAGGAGAUGGAUCUUGUUCAUACUGUGAUCAUGUGUAUCAGAUGGGAGUUGAGGGAUCUGGUUCCUACUGUGAUCAUGUGUCCCAGAUGGGAGUUGAGGGAUCUGGUUUAUAUUGUGAUUAGAGAUGAGCGAACUUACAGUAAAUUCGAUUAGUCACGAACUUCUCGGCUCGGCAGUUGAUGACUUUUCCU
Molecule: messenger RNA, 3049 nt
Organism: Hyla sarda
Lineage: Eukaryota; Metazoa; Chordata; Amphibia; Anura; Hylidae
Gene: MOGS
Product: mannosyl-oligosaccharide glucosidase
Exons: 5
Coding region: 129-2609 (826 amino acids)
Biological process (GO): protein N-linked glycosylation; oligosaccharide metabolic process
Cellular component (GO): endoplasmic reticulum membrane
Molecular function (GO): Glc3Man9GlcNAc2 oligosaccharide glucosidase activity
Source: RefSeq, a predicted model, not a curated record